CCCAGUGCGCUGUGGGAUAGUGGCACUAUAAAGUAUAUCCUCUCUCGGAGAAAGAUAAGAAGCCCGAGACAGGAGGGGGAUGAAGAUGGCGGACGCCAAGCAGAAGAGGAAUGAGCAGCUGAAGCGGUGGCUGGGCUCGGAGACGGACCAGGAGCCUCCCGUCCUGAAGAAGAAGAAGACGAAGGUGAAGUUCGAUGAUGGCGCCGUGUUUCUGGCCGCCUGUUCGAGCGGCGACACCGAGGAGGUGCUGCGAAUGCUGGACCGGGGCGCCGACAUCAACUACGCCAACGUAGACGGUCUCACCGCCCUCCACCAGGCAUGCAUUGACGACAAUGUCGACAUGGUGACUUUCCUGGUGGAGCAUGGAGCCGGCAUCAACCAGCCUGACAAUGAGGGCUGGAUCCCCCUGCACGCUGCGGCCUCCUGCGGCUACCUCGACAUAGCAGAGUAUCUCAUCAGCCAGGGUGCCAGUGUAGGAGUUGUCAACAGUGAAGGUGAGACACCUCUGGACAUCGCUGAAGAGGAGGCGAUGGAGGAGCUCCUUCAGAAUGAGAUCAACAGACAAGGGGUGGACAUCGAGGCCGCCCGCAAAGAGGAGGAGCGGAUCAUGCUGAGGGACGCCCGGCAGUGGCUCAACAGCGGCCAGAUCCAAGACAGCCGGCACACCAAGUCCGGAGGAACGGCGCUCCAUGUAGCUGCCGCGAAAGGAUACGUCGAGGUUUUAAAGCUUUUAAUCCAAACAGGGUAUGAUGUAAAUAUUAAGGACUACGAUGGCUGGACUCCUCUACACGCAGCAGCACACUGGGGCAAAGAAGAAGCCUGUAGGAUACUGGUGGAGAAUCAAUGUGACAUGGACCUCAUCAAUAAAAUGGGCCAGACAGCUUUUGAUGUAGCGGACGAAGAUGUUCUGGGAUACUUAGAAGAACUACAAAAGAAACAAAAUCUGCUCAAAGACGUGAAGAAAUCUCCUUUGAUUGAAACAACAACCACCGGGGACAACAACCAAUCACCGAAACCUCUCAAGAGCAAAGAAACGCUGCUUCUGGAGCCAGAGAAGAGCGCCCCACGCAUUGAGACCUUGGAGCCGGAGAAGGUGGAUAUAGGAGACGAGGGGAAGAAGGACGAAUCGAGCUGCUCCAGCGAGGAAGAGGACGACGAAGAUUCAGAGUCGGAGACUGAAGCAGACAAGACCAAGCCUCCAGCAUCGGUGAGCAACAGCACGACGGCCGCCCCGACCAGCGUCACAGUGUCUCCUCCAACUAGCCCAACCAACCAGGUGACAACCCCCACUUCUCCGGUAAAGAAGCCCACUCAGCCUGCUGGAAAGGUCUCGACUAAAGUGGAGGAGGACCGGAAGGACGAGUCUCCAGCGUCGUGGCGGCUCGGUUUGAGGAAGACGGGCAGCUACGGGGCGCUGGCAGAGAUCACCGCCACCAAGGAGGCUCAGCGGGAGAAGGACACGACCGGGGUGAUGCGCUCGGCCUCGAGCCCUCGCCUCUCCUCCUCUCUGGACAACAAAGACAAAGAGAAGGAAAAGGAUAAAGGAACUCGUCUCGCCUACGUGGCUCCCACCAUCCCCAGGAGACUCGCCAGUACUUCGGACAUUGACGAGAAGGAAAACAGGGACUCCACUGCUCUGAUACGUAGCGGUUCGUACACCCGUCGGCGCUGGGACGACGACCUGAAGAACAGCGAAGGAAGCGCCUCCACCAACCGAACCCCCAGCUACCAGCGCAGCACGUCCCACACGCUAGCACUAGGGCGGAGCGGCAGCACGCGGGACGUGCCAGCCAAGUCUUCGUCCACCUCCAGCUUGGACCCUAACACCUGUAAUACUAAACCCUGGCAGCCGCCCUCCUCCCACUACCAGUCUUACAGCAUUUACCGCAGCGGCUCUUUUGGCAGAAGACACGAGGACCUGGGUUCCUCGACCACCUCCUCCUCCACGACCACCACCACCUCCUCAUCUGUUACCUCGCCCACAGGCCAUCGCGGCCUGCUCUCCAGCCUGGGCUCCUCCUCCACCCGCACUGGCUCCACCAGCCUCACCAGCAGGUACUGGUCAGAGGAGAGUGCAGAGAGGGAGAAGGAGAAGGAGUCUGCUGCAGUCAUCCCCACCAUAAACACUGGCUCCACUACGACCACCACAGCUACCACUACCACCAGCGGCAUAUCUACCACUACCACCACUGGCAUUGUCGUCGGCUCUGAAAGACGCAGGUCAUACCUGACGCCAGUGCGAGAUGAGGAAUCAGAGUCCCAGAGGAAAGCUCGCUCCAGACAGGCUCGGCAGUCAAGGAGGUCCACCCAGGGCGUGACUCUGACUGACCUGCAAGAGGCCGAGAAAACCAUCGACAGGAGUCGUACCCCAAAGACCCGAGAGGAGGAGAAGGAGGAGAAAGAGAAGCAGGACAAGGAGAAGCAGCAGGAGGAGAAGAAAGAGAUGGAGAUCAAGGAAGACGACUACCGAUCGAAGUACCGCAGCUUCGAAGAACGCUACCGGCCUUCGUCUUCCUCCUCUACCUCCGCCAUUUCCACAAUCAGCACUGCCUCCACCCCGUACACUAGCACCGCUUUGUCCUCCAGCUCCAGCUCCCUCAACAGGCCAAACAGUCUGACGGGGAUCACCUCUUCCUAUAGCCGUUCCUCCAGAGACACGGAAAAAGAAAUGGACAAAAAGGAGGAGGAGAAGGAGGGAGAGGACAAGUCUCAGCCCCGCUCCAUACGGGAUCGCAGGCGGCCCCGCGAGAAGAGGCGCUCCACUGGCGUCUCCUUCUGGACCCAAGAUGGUGAUGAAAAUGACCCUGACCAGCUGUCCGACUCGGAGGAGGGCAGCACCAAGGGAGAGCCACAGAGUGACCGAUUGUCCAGCAGCACUUCAUCCGUUGAUCGCAACGACAUUCUUUUCAGCCGCGGCUAUGGGGAGAGUCGGAGGACGUACUCGAGCCGACUGGACAGAGACGACACCACUGACUAUAAGAAGCUCUACGAGCAGAUCUUAGCUGAGAACGAGAAGUUGAAGGCCCAGUUACGUGACACAGACCUGGAGUUGGCAGAUUUGAAGCUACAACUAGAGAAGGCCACACAGAGGCAGGAACGCUAUGCCGACCGAUCACAGCUUGAGAUGGAGAAAAGGGAAAGAAGAGCUCUAGAAAGGAAGAUUUCUGAGAUGGAGGAGGAACUUAAGAUGCUCCCAGACUUGAAAGCAGACAACCAGAGACUAAAGGACGAGAACGGAGCGCUCAUUCGAGUCAUUAGCAAGCUUUCCAAGUAGAAACAGGACCC
This is a messenger RNA of Anoplopoma fimbria (sablefish), 3285 nucleotides long. RefSeq names its product protein phosphatase 1, regulatory subunit 12A (gene ppp1r12a). The record is from RefSeq and is a predicted model, not a curated record. The transcript is spliced from 26 exons. Gene Ontology annotation, molecular function: protein kinase binding; phosphatase regulator activity; enzyme inhibitor activity. Gene Ontology annotation, biological process: signal transduction. Bases 80 to 3274 code for a protein of 1064 amino acids. Gene Ontology annotation, cellular component: Z disc; cytoplasm; A band. NCBI's taxonomy places the organism in Eukaryota, Metazoa, Chordata, Actinopteri, Perciformes, Anoplopomatidae.